AUGUCGUCGGCUGUAGCAGAACUGGAUAAUUAUCUCCAGUCCAUGCUGGCCCUUAAGCCACCAGGUGUGUCGGGAUCAAAAAUCAACAGUAUUACAUCGCUUUGCACUGCCAAUGUUCAGAACGAAUCCGUCCUCAUUCAAAAGAUCUACACGCAUUUCAAAAAGGCACCAGGCACACACAAGUUGGGCGUACUCUAUGUCGUAGACUCUGUAACUCGACAGUGGGUAGAUGCAGCGCGCAAGGCAGGCCAACCAUCCGGUAGUGCUGCUCCUGAUGGAACCUUCGCCGCUGGUGUUAACAGAGUGACCGAGCUGUUACCCGUCUUGAUGACUGAUAUCAUAAACAAUGCUCCUGAAGAUCAAAAGGAAAAAAUCAGGAAACUGGUGGAUAUCUGGGAGCGUGGAUACACCUUCCCUCCAGCCAUGCUCACUUCCUUCAAGGAAAAAUUAAACGCGCCUGCAUCACACAAUGUUGAAUCCACCACCCCAGAAGGGUCUCCAGCACCAAAUUACAUCCCACUCGGAGGUCCAGCACCCCAGCAGCAGCAAGCAACAAAUGGUGCCACUUCGACAACUCCUGCUCAAUCCGCACCGGAUACCUCCAGUAUCUUGAAGGCUUUGGCAGACAUGGCCAAGCAAAACACCGCCGCUCCAGCAGCUCCAGCAGUGCCUGCCCAGGCCAAUCCUCUUAGUGCAUUAAACCCACAGAGUACAGUCCCGCAGCCCGUGUCAUCAUCCGUAGACCAGGCUUCACACGCCCCGAACGGGCAGGCUGGUGUAAACCCUUAUGCUGCCGGGGCUAUGGCGACGCCGUUCGCGGCCCUGGGAGGUGUCGCUCAGAACCCGGCCUUGGUUCAACCUCAGAGCCAGAGUCACACUCCUAACCCACUGGCUGCUGCGCAAAACCCAUUGGCUGCAUUACUGCCACAGGCGACUGCAGCUCCCGCCCAACCGACUCCUACUGUAGCGCCGGAUGCUCUGCAGCAACUGCAGCUACUGCAACUGCUAGCGGCACAGGGAAUCCCGCAGGAACAGUGGGCCACAGCGCUGCAGAUCCUCAGUCUGUCCAAUGCCACCGGAAUGGCACCUAUGUCUGGGCAGGCUCCCGGCUUUAAUCUACCGGGUCAGAGUGUCAACGCUUGGGGCCGUCCGGACUCUCAAUCACGUGAUAUGGACCGGGACCGUGAAAGGGACUACAUGCGUUCGCCCCCUGGUCAAUAUCGGCGCCGCUCCCGUUCCCCUGGUUGGGACAGACGUCGCGAUGUGUCUCCUCCUCGUCGCCGCGAUAGCCCCGUCUAUGGCGAAUACCAUGGAGACUCACCAGGACGUAGGGGUGGAGAUCCCCGCGAUAUUCGUGGCCGACGAGGCAAUGACUAUCGACAGCGCAGUCCUCCCGGUCGCAGACGUCGCUCUCCUAGUCCUCCUCGCAAGGACCCCAAUCUGCCUCCACCCGGUCCGAAGUUUAUUGAGUGGGAUUACUCUAUUGGUCAAGGAAACAUUAAAGUUUUGAGUAGGACUCUUUUCGUGGGCGGUGUCACGUCGUCCGAAGCUCAUUUGCGCUCACUAUUCGGCAAGUUUGGACUUGUUCAAACCUGCAUCGUCAACAUCGACAAACGCCAUGCUUUCAUCAAAAUGAUCAGUCGUCAAGACGCAAUUCUUGCCCGGGAUGGAAUGGAAUCCCACAAAUCUGGAGAGAUGCAGCUCAGAACUCGAUGGGGUGUCGGAUUUGGUCCCCGUGACUGCAGCGACUACCAGACGGGCAUCAGUGUGAUUCCUAUCGAAAGACUUACUGAGGCCGACCGAAAGUGGAUGCUCACUGCUGAAUACGGUGGAACUGGGGGAAGGCCCAUCGAAAGCGGUAUGGUGGUUGAGGAGCCUGAUAUUGAAAUCGGUGCCGGUGUCUCGUCGAAAGCCAUCAGCAGGCGUAUUGCAACCGACACGGGGGGCAAGCGUGGGCCUGUGUCCUCUCGCACCCAGCAAGAUCGUUUCCGUCGCCCAGAGCGCGACAAUAAUCCAGGUCCUGGUAUGGGUGGCCAGGCCGAUCGCGAUAUGCCUAGUGUCAACAAUGUUGGCGUGCCACCUGCAGUGCCUGGAUUUGGCUUCUCCUUCCCCGGGAUGCCCAUGUUCCCUCCUGGGUUCAUGAUGGGCGGAGCGCAGGCAGGGUCAAACACAGGCUCUGCACAACCACCACCCCCUGGUCAGGGCAGCUAA
Molecule: messenger RNA, 2211 nt
Organism: Aspergillus wentii DTO 134E9
Lineage: Eukaryota; Fungi; Ascomycota; Eurotiomycetes; Eurotiales; Aspergillaceae
Product: Nrd1 complex RNA-binding subunit
Exons: 8
Coding region: 1-2211 (736 amino acids)
Cellular component (GO): nucleus
Molecular function (GO): RNA binding
Source: RefSeq, a predicted model, not a curated record